CGUCAUGUUCUGUGCUAGGCUACAGCUGUUUUUGUUUUAUGUUUGUUCUAUAUGCAGAUGUUGCUAUGAGGAAAGAAGUCAGCAAUGACUGAUGUGGAGCCUGUGGUCACAGAUUUUGCAGCAUCAGGAAGGGCAGGCCGCCGGAACGCUUUACCAGAUAUUCUGGGCUCUCCUGCUGGUGCUGGGACUUCAGACCUGCCACACAAACUGGCCGAGCUCUCCGUUUCAGAAGAUGAAGGAGCAGAGGGUGAAGAAGUACCAUCAUCCAAAGCCUCACUGGAAAGUCAAGAGUCAGAAGGCAAAAGCAGUAAUUCCUAACACCUAAGGACUGCUGGAUUAAUGAAACCCAUCAACAGACUUUCUAGAGUUUCCCUGUGUCACCAGUUCUGAAGUGUGGUAGCAACUGUGGCAACAUAAACAACAUUUUGCAGCACACUUGUACCUAAAUGACCUUAACAUGGAACUAAUGUUUUUUUUUUUUCUACUGUAGUCCAUCAAAAACAAUGUUCUACAAAUCUAAAUGGGUUGAGAACUAAAGAAUGUAUCUGUUGUUUUGGGUUUUUUUAAUAGUUGUAGUAUUCAUCCUAACCAAUCUUCUUUGGCAGUUUUAAUGAGUAUAAUUAGUAGAUGUACGAAGUAAUGACUGCUUCAAAAUAAAAUUUCCAUUUCUUAAUUUUCCAAAAUAACAUAUUUCUAUUCACUCAUCACCUUAAGAUGAUCUUAAGUAUGUACUAGAUUACAGACAUCUAUCUGUAAUUUAUUUCCUGAGACUUUUGUUCUCUUUAGAGAUAUAUAGAUAGGGAACAGAAACAUGAAAAAAUAUAUAAAUAUAUAUGCAUUAAAUUUCUCUCCUCCUCCUGAUUCCAAAAGGUUUUGUAUUACUACUUAAUCCACCAGUGUAUAUUUUUAAACUCUCCUGCAUUUAUUCAAUUAUGGCAUACCAUAUCUCAGUUCUCCCUGUCCCAACAGUCUCGCUGCUUCUGUCAUUUCUGUUCUCACGCUUCAUAUUGUAGCUGUUCAUGUGUAUCUAAAAUAAAAUAGCCACAUUUGUAAGUGAUUAAAACUGUUUAAUCUCACUGUGGAAAAUAAAUAGUUAUCCUGUUUUCUGCCUUCUCUUGAAUCUUUGAUGUCUUUUCUUUUAUGAUAAACUGUGGGAGGUUUGAGUCUUUUCUUAUAAUGUUUUUCGUUCACCUGCUUGUUG
Messenger RNA from Struthio camelus australis, 1201 nucleotides. Lineage: Eukaryota; Metazoa; Chordata; Aves; Struthioniformes; Struthionidae. The record is from RefSeq and is a predicted model, not a curated record.